GCCCAUCUUUCCCGAGUUAAUUAAUGUCCAUAUGCGCUGCAUAUCAUAUCAUAUAUCCAGAGUCACUAUAUCUAUAGCAUGCAAGUGAGUCAUGGCGAGUGUAGUUGUGGACAGUGGACGGUCUUUCCUGAACGAGACUCGAGAGAUCGCUUUUGAGUAUGUGAACCUGUGCUACAGUAGUGAGGCCUCUACAGAGCCAGAGAUGGGGCAGGAAGCUCGCUCGCCAGCGUCUGGCCGGCGUGUGGCCCCGGACUCUGACACUGUAGCAGGGGCCGGGGGACCACCACCACCCACCACGGCAGCUUUCACUAUAGCACAACGACUCAAGAUGAUAGGAGAUAGAAUUGAUGAGACAGUCCAGAAGGAGCUACAACAAGCAUUGUUUGAUCAACUCAAGCCAGCAUCCAUUUAUCAGCUUGGAGCAGACCAGUUUAGUGAAAUUUGUCGCAAAGUUCUGAGUAGCUGCUCCCGACAUCUGCACAGUGGAUGGGAACAAGCAUCUGUGGUAUUCAUGGGUAUGUUUGGAGUGAUUCAUGAGUUGCGUGCCCAAGGUGCAGAGAGUACCAGAGAGAAUCUUGUCAAUGGUUUUGCUGGAGAGGCUCUCCAAGAUCUGAGGUUGGAAUCCUGGAUCAAUGAUCAUGGAGGGAUGGCACACUUUGGUGAUGAGGUUCCUGGAGUUGUUCUAGAUACUGUACCCAUCGAAGGCACCUCUGUAUGAACUUGGUAACAGCUAGCUGUAGCUGUGACUUUUAUUAUAAUUAUAUUAAUGAUUUUUAAAGAACCAAAUUUUUACAAUGAAAUACAUGUGAUGAG
Molecule: messenger RNA, 813 nt
Organism: Halichondria panicea
Lineage: Eukaryota; Metazoa; Porifera; Demospongiae; Suberitida; Halichondriidae
Exons: 4
Coding region: 92-718 (208 amino acids)
Biological process (GO): regulation of apoptotic process
Source: RefSeq, a predicted model, not a curated record